AUGAGCAGAGAAGAACCCUACUUGGAGGCGGUGUAUGGGGAACUCCACGAUACGGUGGAGAGAGUGGGAGAUAUCUCGUUGAUGGUCGACGAAGUAUCCGUGGAGAAUUCGCCCUCUGGCUACCCUCCACUGGGAGACUCUAGAGACGUCACAGUUUUCAACUCCCCCUCGAGAUCUUCCUCGCCAGACAGUUUCGCAGAUGAGGUACAAGGACUCACGAAUCAGGAAGCCGAAAAACUGCAAAUGACUGUCGGUUUCAACGAAAUCGCCACUCAACGCAAACCGGGGAUUCUCGUUUUCCUUUCUUAUUUCGUGGGGACCGUUCCCAUUAUCAUGAUCCUGACAGCCAUCAUCACGGCGUCAAUUCCUGGAGUCACAGGCGAGCGAGACUUUUUCAGUUUGACCGCUAUUCUCGUCGAGUUGUUCCUGAUUGUUGGGAUGGAGCACAUCAGCGAGAGGAACGCGGGGAAUGCAGUCGGCGAACUGGAGAAAUUGAAUGCGCCAAUGUGUCAGUGCAAACGAGACGGGCAGUGGGUGACAAUAGCAGCACGAGAACUGGUGCCAGGAGAUAUCGUGGCGCUCAGAGGCGGAACAAUCGCGCCUGCAGAUGGGAGGCUCGUGGGCCGCGGGCUUCCUAUCCUCGUCGAUGAAUCUUCGCUAACUGGAGAGUCAUUGGCAGUCACGAAGGCCAGAGGCGACACGAUGCUCCAAGGUGCGGUCAUUCAGAGCGGCGAGCUGUACCUGCUCGUCGAGAAAACAGGGGCAGACACUCUGUUCGGGAAGGCUCUUGAGCUUCUUGGCAAAACAGAGACGAAAGGAAAUCUGAAACAAGUUCUGGAGAAAGUUGCCAGACUCAUCUGCGGCGUCGGCGCGGUCUUCAGCGUCGUGCUGAUGUUCGUCCUCGUCUUCCGCGAUGAUGUCCCCUGGUACCAGGCCUUCGCAUUCGGUCUCGCUCUCCUCUGCUGUAUCUUGCCUUCCGCAAUGCCUCUUGUCACCACCGCGGUCCUUUCGACAGGAGCACUGGAGUUGAGCAGAGAGAAAGCUCUCGUUUCUCGUCUCUCUGCGAUCGAAGAACUGGCCGGCAUGGACAUCCUCUGCAGUGACAAAACGGGAACGUUGACCCUGAAUAAGCUCGUCAUUGACAAAGAGGAGUCACACGCGAGGGAGCAGCCUUUGUCGGUGUUUCCACGAGUGUGCGUCGAUCGACGUUCCAAGAAGGAAGCCCCCCUGGCGGAUUCAUAA
Toxoplasma gondii ME49 is the source of this 1242-nucleotide messenger RNA. Its product is annotated as E1-E2 ATPase subfamily protein. The transcript is spliced from 9 exons. The record is from RefSeq and is a predicted model, not a curated record. Gene Ontology annotation, biological process: proton transmembrane transport; regulation of intracellular pH. Gene Ontology annotation, cellular component: plasma membrane. Lineage: Eukaryota; Apicomplexa; Conoidasida; Eucoccidiorida; Sarcocystidae. Bases 1 to 1242 code for a protein of 413 amino acids. Gene Ontology annotation, molecular function: ATP hydrolysis activity; P-type proton-exporting transporter activity; ATP binding.